AUGUACAGUAAAGAUCAAUUUCUUUCACUAUAUAGAGGAUUACUAAGAUGUCAUAGAAUAUUACAAGAACCUAUUAAAUCGAUGGGUGAUCAAUAUGUCAGAACGGAAUGGAGGUUGCAUCUAAAGACAGACAAGAAAACAGCAUUCAUCUUUUACAAAAAGUGGCAAGAGUAUCUUGACUUUAUGCUGACGCAACAUCAAAAGAAUGAUGAUCUACUCAACAACACUAUAGAUGGACAGAAUAAUGAUAGCAACGCACUGCCAUCAUUUGGAAGACACAUGACUGUUCGUGAAUUAGAGAAACUAAACGAUGAACAAAAAGGUCAAUUAUCUAAACUUAAAAUAGAAUCAUUCCAACUAUUUGAAGAUGAUGCCGAUGGAGAAUCAACUAUAAUUGAUCCAGAUAUAACCAAUAAUAAGAAGUAA
This is a messenger RNA of Cavenderia fasciculata, 426 nucleotides long. RefSeq names its product ACN9 family protein (gene acn9). Lineage: Eukaryota; Evosea; Eumycetozoa; Acytosteliales; Cavenderiaceae. The record is from RefSeq and is a predicted model, not a curated record. Gene Ontology annotation, biological process: succinate metabolic process; mitochondrial respiratory chain complex II assembly. The transcript has a single exon. Gene Ontology annotation, cellular component: mitochondrial intermembrane space; mitochondrion. Bases 1 to 426 code for a protein of 141 amino acids.